AUGGAAAUUUUGAUUUUUCCAUCUUUGAUUCUAGCGCUGCUUAUUAAUCACAGUUUCACUAUUGUUGAGAUAUGUUGGACGUUUUCCAUUUAUCUUGAAUCUGUUGCAAUCAUGCCUCAGUUAUUCAUGUUAUCACGGACAGGUAGUGCUGAAACAAUUACUGCCCAUUAUCUUUUUGCUCUAGGAAUUUAUCGUGGUUUUUACAUUCUCAACUGGAUCUAUCGUUACUAUACUGAAAUGUUUUACGAUCCCAUAGCCAUCGUCGCAGGAGUAAUACAAACUGUGCUUUAUGCCGAUUUCUUCUAUCUGUAUUUCACACGAGUGAAUAAUCUUGAUAUUUCAGUUAUACGGCAACAAAAAAAUCUUGCUCUUCCCAUCUAA
This is a messenger RNA of Dracunculus medinensis (Guinea worm), 381 nucleotides long. The record is from the annotation of a GenBank genome assembly. Lineage: Eukaryota; Metazoa; Nematoda; Chromadorea; Rhabditida; Dracunculidae.